Messenger RNA from Fusarium graminearum PH-1, 1377 nucleotides. RefSeq lists its product as uncharacterized. The transcript has 4 exons. Gene Ontology annotation, molecular function: oxidoreductase activity. The coding region runs from base 1 to 1377 and encodes 458 amino acids. The record is from RefSeq and is a predicted model, not a curated record. NCBI's taxonomy places the organism in Eukaryota, Fungi, Ascomycota, Sordariomycetes, Hypocreales, Nectriaceae.
AUGGAUCAUUACUAUUCUCAAGAUUUCGUUGACGCAAGAAACGUCUGGGGUCACAAGUUUAACUGGACUCACAAUCAUCAAACUGGAUCAGAGAUUAAUCAUCUGCUAUAUUCAUAUGACAAGCUAGCUACAGAUGCCUUGGAUCGACUGGACUACUUCUCCCCACCUAGCUCCAAAGGGUGGAAGUGUCCCCAUGGCUCAGGCCCAGGACAAAGAGACCUUUACGAGCUUCUGAAGAAAUAUGCCAAUUCAGAUGAAAUCUUAGGUCAGCUAUGGAAAGAAGCCUCUACAGUCCCCGAAUGGGUAGACUGGGAGCAGAUUGAGCGUGGACAGCAGGUGGUGUAUCAGUUCAGCGGCCAGGUUCUCUUCGGGCUCCUGUAUCAGUCCCUGUUGGGCGGAAUGGGUGCAUACCGAGUUGUCGAGACUCUUUCUCGAACCGGAGGCUUCGGCGUCAACGUCACUAGACGCCGUCUCUUAGAAACUCUACAGCAUUUCAUGGAAGUCGUCGAAGACAUUGACUCAAUAAAGCCAGGCGGCAAGGGGUAUAUCUCCUCAGUGCGAGUCAGGCUCUUGCAUGCUUCAGUCAGAAGACGACUUAUGCACCUCGAACAACAAAAUCCAGGAUACUUUGACAUGGAGAAGUGGGGAGUGCCGAUCAACGACUUACACACAAUAGGCACUAUUGCAGUGUACUCAGUCGCCAUCGUCUUCGUUGCUCUUCCUCGACAAGGUAUAUAUCUGAAUCAGCAACAAACUGCUGAUUACCUCGCUCUAUGGAGAUAUGUCGGGUACCUUUUGGGAGCACCUACAGACUGGAUGGCCACACCAGAACAAGCCAAGGUUCUAUGGGAGUCCAUCGCAGUAUCUGAAGUAGCCCCGUCAGAAAACUCACGAAUACUCGCAAACAAUAUUCUCACGGCAGAAGCUCGAGCUCCGCCACUGCAUCUGCCCAGAGAGGUUCUUGCAGCUAAUGCGUACAGGCUCAACGGGGACCAACUGGCUGGUGCGCUUGGAAUUGAAAAGCCAGACUGGCGCUUCCGUGCUAUUGUAUGGCUCCAGUCUGUUUUCUUCUUUUUGUUGAGUUACAGUUAUCCCUGGCUGCCGACUCAUAUGCAAAAGGAGCGAGAACAAAAGUUCAAACACUUUGCCAAUUUUAUGAUUCAAAACACAAAAGCGGGCGGUCUUGAAAAAUCAAGCAUAUUUGAAUUCCAGUAUCUGCCACGUGUUGGUAUGCUUACAGAGCUGGGCGUAGGCGCCGAACCAGAGGCGAAGCUGUCGGACUCGGAUAAUGGCUCGAAACUCUUGAUCGCCUUGAAGAAGGCAGUACUUAUAGUUGGGUCAGUUGCUGGGGCCAUGGCGGCGAUGUUGAUCGCUUGA